CAUUUCAUUCAUUACAGUAUAUUAGUGCCCUCUGUGGUUUUCGUUUUUUGUAAAAUUAAACAUUGAAAUUUAAGUGUUGAGGUAUUGAAAUUUUUGUACAGAUACUAAAAUUAAAAAUACAUUUUCAGUUGUCCUUAGUAUGGCGAUAUGAAGUGAUAAAACUUUCAAGCAUAGUCUAAAAAUAUAUAAAUAUAAUAUACUUAGUAAUCUAAAUUGAAUCUCGCCGAAUACAUUUAAAUUAUUAUAAAAUAUCGUGUUUGGAGUGCAAUAAUUGUAACUGAUAUUUUAUUUAAUAGGAUUACAUGAUCACAAAAGGAAGCUGACGCAAAAAUGUAUUGGUUAAGUGUUUUGAAGCAGUCAACACUUGUGCAUUUAUGUUUUGCUAUAUCCUACUUCACUUCAGGAUUACUACUGAAUUUCAUCCAAGCUAUAUUAUACUUUGGACUUCGCCCUUUUAAUAAAUCUUUGUAUAGAAAAAUAAAUUACUACUUAUCCUACUCUUUUGCAUGCCAAUUAGUUUUUAUGUCAGAAUGGUGGGCUGGAACAAAAAUGUCAAUUUACAUUAAAAAAGAUGAAUAUGACAAAUAUUAUGGCAAAGAGCAUGGAUAUCUUAUAAUGAAUCAUAGCUAUGAAAUAGACUGGCUUAUGGGAUGGCACUUCUGUGAUGGUAUUAAAGUAUUAGGAAACUGUAAAGCCUACGCAAAGAAGUCCAUCCAAUACAUGCCACCAAUCGGUUGGAUGUGGAAAUUUUCCGAGUUUGUAUUUUUAGAGCGAUCGUACGAAAAAGAUAAGGAAAUUAUUAAGCAACAGAUUGCGAAAAUAUGCGAAUAUCCUGAUCCAGUAUGGCUAUUAUUAACGCCCGAAGGUACCCGUUUUACAGAGAAAAAACAUGAAGCUUCCCUGAAGUUUGCCAAGGAAAAGAAUUUACCACUCCUCAAGCAUCAUCUGACACCACGUACGCGAGGUUUUACGACAAGCUUGCAGCAUUUCCGCGGAAAAAUACCGGUUAUUUAUAAUAUUCAAUUGGCCUUCGAGAAAGAUAGCAAGGUGCCGCCUACAUUGAUGAGUAUGUUAUAUGGAAAGCCUGUACACGCACAUCUGUAUAUUGAACGGAUACCGGUCGAGAAAAUACCAGAGGGCGAGGCUGAAAGUGCAAAAUGGUUGCAUGAUCUCUUCGUCGUUAAGGACAAAAUGAUGGAAUCGUUCAUGAACACCGGCGACUUCUUCCAAGAGUCCGGUGUGGAGAGAGUGGAGCCGUUCCACCGGCCGCGCCGCGUCUACUCUCUGCUGAACACUGUGGGCUGGGCGAUCGUCACGCUCACACCAAUGUUGUACUACUUGAUGGGCCUCCUGUUUAGCGGGAAACUAAUCUAUUUCUCUAUUGGAGGCGCGAUCAUCGCUGCUUUCUAUGUUUUGCUACAAAAGUCGAUUGGAAUGUCUCAGAUCAGCCAUGGGUCUUCGUAUGGGACAGAAAAGAAGUAACGUUAUUGAAAAUGUAGACCAAGUAAAGUAUUUUUUAUACCUACUUAAAAAUUGACAAAAGUACAUGAAUAGCAUACAUGUUACUUGACUAUGUCUAUUUAUUUUAGUGAUUGUUGAAUACUUGUUUUAUAUUUAUUAAAAACAACACUUAAACCCAAUUAUAGAUAUUACAACAUUUUGUACACCUAGCUGUUCAUUUGAUUAGGAUGCAAAUUCUAUUUUCACAUUUGGUAACUACUGCAAUAACUAAACAAAAUUUCAAAAUGUUGUUGUAUUCUAAUAUAUUUUUUCAUAAUAAAUUUUUAGUAAACGAUUAUAAAAAUCCUUGAAUAUUAUAAGAAUAGUCCUUUAUUUUACAAGUGUUGCGUAUUUAUAAUCCUAUAAGAUUGAUGUAUUUUUUUUCCCAAUAAUAUUAAACAAAUAUGAAAGUAUUACCGUAGGUUCAAUAAUCUUAUUCAUAGGUAUUUUCAAGCAGCUUUACAUAAAAUUCAUCACAAAUGGAAAAAAGCGCCCAAAUAAGAACAGGUUUUUUUAAAUAUAUUUUUGCUUGUUUAACUUUAUAUAAAUGUAACAUAUUUUUAUGGACUUUGUGUAAAUGUGACUAAUUCGUGAUAAUACUACACAUAUACAAAUGAGUUGCCUUUUAAAUGUGUUAGUUCAUUUGACAAAAAAAAAAUUGAGCACAAGUUGAGUUGAAACUGUAUUUAAUUAUAUUGUGUAAAACUUAUGAAAGUAGCAUUAUGGUAAUGGUAUUAAUAUUCUACUAAUCCAUGGGCCACAUACAAGACAAAUAAAUGGAGCCAGUUACUUUGUAAAUCCACUUCCUUAUCCCUUACCUUUUAAGAACGGGCAACUGUUGCAAAGGCCUUGUCUCUGUAUGUCAUCAUAGUCCGUGAUGAUCGCUUAUCAUUAGGAGACCCACCAAUUCGGUUGCCUGCUCUAAUAUUAAAAAAAUAUAUGUAUAUUGUUCUGGUGGUUUGAAUUGUUUCAUCAUGUUUGUUUGUGUUAUGUAUGGCUUAUUACUACGCAUUAAUAUAAGAUGAUACUCUAUAUUUUACAGUAAGAUAAAUGUAAUUUUGCACAAAAUAAACGUCAUGUGCAAUUUUUUAUAACUAUUUGUGAGAUUUCUGUAUUUUUAGAUAUUUUUUUAUAAUUUUGGUUAAUUGAUUGUAAUGUAUAAAUGAUACAAAUUGUAAAUUCUUUUGUGAUUACAUGUAAAAAUGUAUACAUUGUAUGAAGGAUUUACAUGUUUAAAACUGGAGUUGAUAGUAUAAAACUUUAUGAUUUUCUGGAGAAUUACUAUAUUAUUCAUUAGAUGGUUAAACUCCAGAAAAUUAUUUGCUUAUAACGUCAAAGUUAAGUAAUUAAAACUAUAAUAUUUAUGUAAACUUGUUUUGCAAUUAUUGUUGAUGUAGUCAUUUUUACUAAAACCUUUCCAAAUAAUAAA
Messenger RNA from Zerene cesonia (dogface butterfly), 2929 nucleotides. Its product is annotated as 1-acyl-sn-glycerol-3-phosphate acyltransferase gamma-like. The transcript has 8 exons. Gene Ontology annotation, molecular function: 1-acylglycerol-3-phosphate O-acyltransferase activity. Bases 331 to 1482 code for a protein of 383 amino acids. The record is from RefSeq and is a predicted model, not a curated record. Gene Ontology annotation, cellular component: endomembrane system. NCBI's taxonomy places the organism in Eukaryota, Metazoa, Arthropoda, Insecta, Lepidoptera, Pieridae.